AUGCCUUCCCCAGCCGAAGCGCCUCUUGCGCUGUCACUACCUCUGGCUUCGGUGGUGCUUGGUGCAGCUACCCACAUAUCGAGUUUUAGGCUCCAACUGGACGACUAUGGAUGGCGCCUUCUCGGCCUCUGGAAUUUGACGUUGACUCUGUUAUUUCUCUGGCUCAGCCGUAGUUACGAUUUUCUGGCGGCGACUCGUCUGGUCCUCACAUUUGCGGCUACAUUUCUCUUCGGCUUCUUCGGCAGCACUACCGUCUACCGUUUCUUCUUUUCGCCUCUCCGCAAAUUCCGUGGUCCAUGGCAGGGCGUGUUGACUUCGUUAUACCGCCUGCACGCAGCGAUUACCACCGAUGUCCGUCUCUUCCGCUCGAUAGACAGCCUUCACAAGCAGUAUGGCGAUUACGUCAGAAUUGGAGCACGGGAGAUCUCCAUCCUUAACCCCUCGGCAAUUCCUCUCCUCUACGGAGCCAAGGCGCAAUCUCUUGCCGACUACGAGCCCCGCGUCCAGGAGGUGAUCAACGACCUCAUUCGAGCUCUCGAAGCCCGAACGGGAAGCUCGGUUAACUUAACUGAUUGGAUCAGCUUCUUCGCAUUUGACGCCAUGGGCCGGGUUGCCUAUAGCCAGGAAUUCGGAAUGAUCAGAGACGGAAAAGGUUCAGUUACGUUUGCGGGCAAGACUACGUCCCACGAGGCUCUGCGCGCCACGAUGAAGAUGUACGGGAUUUUCGGCCCCGUCCCGUGGCUUUUCAAGAUGAUCAGCCAAAUUGGCCUGGUCGGCGAGAUGGCAACCUUCUUCCAGUGGUGCCACUCCACCAUGCGCACGAAGCAACAGAGCUUCGACGCCAUCAACGACACCCCCACCGACAUCUCCAGCUGGAUCAUCAAGUCCCAAAACGACGCGUCCGACAUCAACAAGCGCCCGACGCAGCGCUCGCUCGAAAACGACUCCAUCCUCCUCAUCCUCGCCGGCAGCGACACUGCCGCCUCCGCCAUCACCAACGCCAUCUUCUACCUCACCCAGGACCCGGCUCGUCUCGCGAAGCUCCGCGCCCAGCUCGCGGCGCUGCCCGACCGCAGCCUCAAGUCCCUCGGCACGGUGCGUUACCUCGACCACGUCAUCAACGAAACCCUGCGCCUCAAGCCGCCGGCGAUCGAAGGCCUCGUGCGCGAGACGCCGGCUGGCGGCCUGACGCUGCCCGAUGGUGUGUUUGUGCCUGGUGGGACGAUGGUGUCGAUCCCGCCGUGGACGUUGCACCGGGACAAGCGGUUCUGGGGUGAGGAUGCGGAUGAGUUUAGGCCGGAGAGGUUUGAGGGGGUGGAUUUGACGAGCGAGACGGUGCCGUGGAUGCCUUUCACAAGGGGGGCUUAUACUUGCCCUGGCAAGCAGUUGGCGUAUAUUGAGAUGAGGGGUGUUAUUUCGGCGGUUGUGAUGGGUUUCGAUCUGACUCUUGCGGAGGGACAGAGCCCGAAGGAGUUUGAUGAGGGGUGUCAGGACUCGUUUACGUUGACGAAUCCGCCGUUGAUGGUGGAUUUGAAGAAGAGGGAGGUGUGA
Molecule: messenger RNA, 1551 nt
Organism: Lasiodiplodia theobromae
Lineage: Eukaryota; Fungi; Ascomycota; Dothideomycetes; Botryosphaeriales; Botryosphaeriaceae
Product: Cytochrome P450
Exons: 3
Coding region: 1-1551 (516 amino acids)
Molecular function (GO): heme binding; monooxygenase activity; iron ion binding
Source: RefSeq, a predicted model, not a curated record